This is a messenger RNA of Funneliformis geosporum, 1161 nucleotides long. The record is from the annotation of a GenBank genome assembly. Lineage: Eukaryota; Fungi; Glomeromycota; Glomeromycetes; Glomerales; Glomeraceae.
AUGGUUCUUCUUGGAGGAAAAGGAUUCCCACAAUUCUGCGGACGUGAAAAAUGUCCUAGGGAGGAUAGAAAUAGAAAUUCACAACAAUCUUCUGACAAUAAUGAUACUCAAACGAGUUCAUCUGUCGUUACUGACGCAACUACAAUGAUUAGCAAUCUUCAUGAAAACAUUGAAGAAGUUGAUACUAUCGUUGAAGUACCUUCGGCUACGCGUACACCACCCUCAUUAAUAACAUCAACUCCUGCAUCUGUUGAUCAACAACAACAGCCGGCACAACAAUCGCGAGGUCAGCAUAUUAUUAUUAAAAAACCUUUAUGGAAUAUUGAAGAAGAAAUUGAAUUGGUUAAUUAUGUUUGUGACAAUUAUAAGUUAUUUAGUAAGAAUAGAAAAUUAUUUUGGAGGGAAUUUAGUAAAGAUUGUGGACAAAUUCUCCAUUAUCCAAAAUCAAUCUAUUCUUGUAAAUCUCAAUUUUAUGCUCUUGUCGCUCAUCAUCAAAAUGAUGAUCUGUAUAAUGCGAUUGAAAGAUAUCUUGAUCUGAAAGAAGGUUUAUUCUUUUCAAAAAAUCUACCUAAUCCUUCAAUUCAUGACGAAACUAGUUCGUUUUCCUCUCAACAGAAAUUUUUACAACCAGCUGCAGCGGCAGGUUCUUCAAAUAAACCUCUGGCUAAUGUCUUAUCACCAAAAACUCCACGUGAACUAACUCAGUCUACUUCAUCGCAAGUGGUGGUUCUUACCAAAGCUUCUUUGGAAACUAAUAUUGUAACAGGUCCGGAUCCAAGAGAAAUAUCCUCCUCAGUAUCGCCACAGCACAAUAUUAGGUCCGAAGGCGAUGAUCGUUUAUCAGGAACCACUUCUCCUAUCAUUAAUACAUAUUCAUCUAAUCCUGAAAGUGUGGUUGAUAUUUUACCAGCAAAUAUUUCUCAAACGGCUGUUUCCAUCUAUGAUAAUCAUGCAUCAUCAUUGACAAUUGGUUCGUCCACUUCUUGUAAUGAUUUCGCUUAUUAUAUGGAAAAUAUUCGCCAGCAAAUCUUUGCCGCUCAAGAUUAUUUAAAUAGGGAAAAGUCUCGAGCAGGAGAACAAAUUGAUCCUUUAAAUGAGGUUCAUCAUCUUUUCAUCCAAUUGGAAAAUCGAUUGCAGAAAAUGAUGGUGAAAGAAUUGUAG